AGGUAUAAUUUUGUCAAGUUUAUUUGUAUAACUUUCAUCUUUAAUGUUGAAAAACAGUGUUGUUUAUAACCUAAUUUUUUCAUUUUUUUUCAUUUAAAUCAUUCCUACGUGAUCAUAAAUUCAUUAUUCAUGUGAAUAAAAUAUGAAAAAUAAAAUUUUCACCGGAUUUAAUUCGUUCGAGUGCAUUUUUCUUUCAUUUCUACAGUGUAUUAAGAUAUGUUAGAUACGUAAGUAUACCCCGUUAGUGAUGACGUCACAAAACAGCGCUCAGGCCUUUUACUAUAGGUGGUAUUGACAAAGCUGAAGUAACAGCGUAACAGCGAAAACUGAACUGAAGCAUCAAUGAUCAAGGUCACAGAAAAAAAUUUGUACCAAAAUUUAUUCGUGUCCAUCGAUGAUCUCGGAUCACACCUCACCGACCUCACCGAUGACUUUCAAUGGUUCCACUUCCAUCCGGUUCGGACCUGUUUGUGAUCGGAUCGAUCGAUCGAUCAGAUUCUGAUCGGCUGAUCGUUUCGCUGAUAUUUGAUAAGAUAACUGAUAAGCGAUACAAAUAAUUUUUUAGAUGAGAAAUGAGAAUACAAUAGGUAUUAUGAUAAUUGAUACAUAAUUACGAUUCUAUUUUCGUUUAUUAACAUUGCUUUCUAGAUACUUAUAAAUAAAGUAAGUGACUACACAAUACACAUAAGUACACAUUUGUUAUUUGUUUCAAGUACUUGAUUUCUGCCCGACAGAUCGAUUUGAAUGAUUUUUGUAACUUAUUACUAAUGCAACGGCGUACAUAUGCAUUUGUUUUCUGUUUGGUGUACAGUAAUAAUUAUUGACUAGUGUAUUCGAUGGCUGGAACAGAAGAACAAACCCAAGACGCUGAUAGUCCUGAGAAGUUGAUCACCAAUAAGUCUUGCUGGAAUUCUCACCAAGUGCAUUUUUCACUUCCUUCAGCUGAUCCUACUCCUGCUUCUAAAAGCGGUUGCCAGCAUAUCAACAAGGCUAUCGAUGCUACUUCAGUUAGAAAAGCUAUCAUACGUGCUGGCGGGUUCGCUUCGUUGAGAUGUGUCAGUUGUGUAGCAGAAUCUGCGAGUGAUUCUGAAGAGAUAGAAAAGGAUUUGUCUCUGUGUUUGAAAUGUGGUGCCUCUAAUUGCAACGAUCAUUUGCUAAAGCAUUUUGAAAUUCUUCGUUCAGAUCCUCAUACAUUAUGUGUAAAGAUUGAAGACUGGAGUGUUCGAUGUUGUAAGUGUGAUAUUGAUGUGCCAGUCGAAAAUAAUGGUAAAUUAAAAGAAGGAAUUAAUAUACUGAAACAAGAGCAAAGAAAACCAUCGAGAGUAAAACCAAAACCAAAGAAGGCCACUUUCGAGAUGACAGAUAGUAAACCAUCGUCGGUAGCAUCCGUGGAUGUGCCGUAAAACAACAGCUCCUUUGACCAAAACUGGACAUGCGCAAAAUCCGAAGAAAUUUAAUGUUAUGAUUUACGGUAUUCCUAUGCGAGAUGAUGAAAAUCUAAAAGACAUGAUAAAACACCUCGCGAGUAAAUUGGGUGUUAAUUUGAAAGACUUGGACAUAAUUGCAGCAGAUCGAUUAUCAUCAGAAUCUAAAAUCCCGCCGGUAAUUGUGAAACUACACUGUGGUGAAAAAAGAGCCAAACUGAUCAAGGGCGCUAUUAGAAAGAAACCAACCGCAGAGUUAUUGGGCUUCAAGGAGAAAACCCACAUUUACGUUGGUGAACAUCGCUCUUUAAUAAAUGAAACUCUCAUGAAGAAAGCUGAAAUGCUAUUAAAAAGAAAUGGCUUAGUAAAAUAUAUUUUUCCGAAAAAUGGUGAAAUUUUUGCAAGAGAAACCGACAAUUCGCCUUUAAUCAAGAUCACGUGUGAAGAGAACAUUAAAGAAAUAGCAUACUCGAUCCAAGCUAACCGAAAACCGAGACCCGCUGCCUCUUUUCCUAGCAUCGGAAAUAACGUACCAUCCGGAUCAGCUGAGGUAAACGUGAACACCGGCAGAAGAAACCAGAAGAAUAAGUAAAAGUAAUUAUGUAAUUAUAGCGAACAGAACUCUGGUCUCAGACUCCGACACGCCCCAUCAGCAACAACCCACCCUGAUGUAAACCAACCAUGAGAAAAACCAUUUUUUUUACUUCGUUAUUUUUAAUUUAAGAAUAUACUUAUUACGAUUAC
Molecule: messenger RNA, 2168 nt
Organism: Planococcus citri (citrus mealybug)
Lineage: Eukaryota; Metazoa; Arthropoda; Insecta; Hemiptera; Pseudococcidae
Product: ubiquitin carboxyl-terminal hydrolase 16-like
Exons: 4
Coding region: 837-1403 (188 amino acids)
Molecular function (GO): zinc ion binding
Source: RefSeq, a predicted model, not a curated record